AAACCUGUUCACUGUUUAAUUAUGGAAUCAGAAAGAAUACAAACCUUGGCUUUAAACAAGCUCAAGGAGUUACCACCCCAGUUCAUUCGCCCAGCCAAUGAACAGCCAAAGAAUAGCAAGGCCAUGGAGGGUGUCACUGUGCCUAUCAUCUCACUGUCUCAACCACACCAUCUUUUGGUGAAGCAUGUCACGGAAGCAGCCUCCGAGUGGGGAUUCUUUCUCAUCACCGACCAUGGUAUAUCCACAACACUAAUCCAACGUUUGCAAGAAGUGGGUCAAGAGUUCUUUGCCCUCCCUCAGAAGCAGAAGGAAGAAUAUGCAAAUAACCCUUCCACGGGUAGCUUUGAGGGCUAUGGGACCAAGAUGACCAAGAACCUUCAAGAAAAGGUGGAGUGGGUCGACUAUUAUUUUCAUCUAAUGUCUCCUCCUUCUAAGGUCAACUAUGACAUGUGGCCCAAAAACCCUCCUUCCUACAGGGAGGUAACACGAGAAUACAAUAAGGAGAUCUCGAGGGUAACUGACAAGGUUUUGGAGCUUUUGUCUGAAGGGCUCGGGUUGGAGAGGAAGGUUUUGAAAUCCUGCUUGGGAGAUGAAGAAAUAGAAAUAGAAAUGAAGAUAAAUAUGUAUCCACCAUGCCCACAACCAGAACUGGCAUUGGGUGUUGAGCCUCACACUGACAUGUCUGCCCUUACCUUACUUGUCUCAAAUGAUGUUCCAGGCCUCCAAGUUUGGAAGGACGAUAACUGGAUUGCAGUAAAUUACUUUGCAAAUGCACUUUUUGUACACAUUGGUGAUCAACUUGAGGUGAUAAGCAAUGGAAAGUACAAGAGUGUUCUACACCGAAGUUUGGUGAACAAGGAGAGCAAGCGCAUGUCAUGGGCAUUAUUUGUCGUGCCUCCACAUAAGGCGAUGAUUGGACCACUUCCCUCGAUCGUCAAUCAUCAAAAUCCACCUAAAUUUUCAACAAAAACCUAUGCUGAGUAUCGCUAUCGAAAAUUCAAUAAGCUUCCCCAAUAG
Molecule: messenger RNA, 1017 nt
Organism: Abrus precatorius (Indian licorice)
Lineage: Eukaryota; Viridiplantae; Streptophyta; Magnoliopsida; Fabales; Fabaceae
Product: flavonol synthase/flavanone 3-hydroxylase-like
Exons: 3
Coding region: 22-1017 (331 amino acids)
Source: RefSeq, a predicted model, not a curated record